CACACAGCUGCCUACUCCACGUGGGGCCCUGACAAAUCGUGUUUCUUGCUUGCUGGCCUCUUUGGCUUCUCGGACACAGCCGGACGGAUAACCAGAGCCUGCUCCGUUUCCUGCAUCCUCUCUUUUUUGUCUCUGUCGUCAUCUUGAUUAUCCCGCCCUUUGUGUUUGGCUAUCAAUUUGCAUCUCCAUCGGUGCAUCGGAAAGCAAUUCAUUGCAGACGGGCGUCACACUUCAUUUUUAUCCCUUCCGUCCUCACCCCAGCGUCCACCUAGUACGAAAAGUUACACGCGUGCUCGCAUUAAUCAACAUGGAAGACGCCUUCACGAGGCCUGUCAACAAGGUCCUCGCUGAGUUCUCAGUCGACCAGCGCGCUGGUUUAACCGAUGCGCAAGUCACCGAGCAGCGCAACAAGCAUGGCCGCAACUCUAUUCCCGAAGACCCUCCAACCCCGCUCUGGGAGUUGAUUCUCGAACAAUUCAAAGAUCAACUUGUCAUCAUCCUACUUGGUUCCGCCGCUGUCUCCUUCGUCCUCGCGCUCCUCGAAGAUGAAGGUGGCUGGAGCGCCUUUGUCGACCCCGCUGUCAUUCUCACUAUUCUAAUCCUCAAUGCCGUCGUCGGUGUCUCCCAGGAGAGCAGCGCCGAAAAGGCCAUUGCUGCCCUCCAAGAAUACUCUGCCAACGAAGCCAACGUCAUCCGCAACAACGGUCAUGUCUCCCGCAUCAAGGCCGAGGAACUCGUCCCAGGUGAUAUCAUCUCUGUUUCGGUCGGUGACCGUAUUCCUGCCGACUGCCGUGUCGUGGCUAUCGAUAGCAAUAGCUUCAACGUCGACCAAGCCGUUUUGACUGGUGAAAGUGAGAGUGUUGGAAAGGAUGCCUCUGCCGUCGUCAAGGACGACAAGGCCGUUCUGCAAGAUCAGACCAACAUGCUCUUCUCUGGUACUACCGUCGUUACUGGUCACGCCAGAGCCGUCGUUGUCCUGACCGGUUCCAACACCGCCAUUGGCGACAUUCACGAGAGCAUUACCGCCCAAAUCUCCGAGCCUACUCCCCUCAAACAGAAGCUGGACGACUUUGGUGACAGCCUCGCUAAGGUCAUCACCGUCAUCUGCGUCCUUGUUUGGCUUAUCAACAUCCCCAACUUCAACGAUCCCAGCCACGGAAGCUGGACCAAGGGCGCCAUCUACUACCUCAAGAUUGCCGUUUCCCUCGGUGUCGCUGCUAUCCCUGAAGGUCUUGCCGUCGUUAUUACAACCUGCCUGGCCCUCGGCACUCGCAAGAUGGCCGCCAAGAACGCUGUAGUCCGAAGUCUCCCCUCUGUCGAAACCCUUGGAAGCUGCAGCGUGAUUUGCUCUGACAAGACCGGUACUCUCACCACCAACAACAUGAGCGUUAACAAGAUUCUUCAUCUCGAUGCUCUCGGUAACGGUUUGGCUGAAUUGGAAGUUGAGGGAACCACCUUCUCGCCCAAGGGUGCAAUCAAGAGAAACGGCAAGACUGUUGAGGACAUCACCGAGGAAUCUGAUACUAUCCGCCAAAUGAUUGAGGUUGCCGCCAUCUGCAACGACUCCCACCUGGCCUACGAUGAAAAGACUGCCACCUACUCCAGCGUCGGCGAGCCCACCGAGGGUGCUCUGCGUGUUCUUGUUGAAAAGGCUGGCCCCUGCGCUCCCGAAGGAACCGAUGCUGACGACUGCACUCACUACGCCAGCGCUCAGUAUGAAGAAGAUCUCCCCCGCCUCGCCACAUUCGAAUUCUCCCGCGACCGUAAGAGCAUGUCUGUGCUUGUUCAGAACGGUAAGGCCAAGAAGCUUCUUGUCAAGGGUGCUCCCGAAACUAUCCUGGACCGCUGCACUCACGCCCUCGUCGGCGCCGACGGCAAGAGAAUCGCUCUCAACAAGAAGCUCUCCGAUGUCCUUCUUAAGGAAGUUGUUGGCUAUGGUAACCGUGGUCUUCGUAUCAUUGCUCUCGCCAGCAUUGACGAUGUCUCCAAGAACCCUCUCGUCAAGACCGCCAAGUCCACCGAAGAAUACGCCCAGCUUGAACAGAACAUGACCUUCCUUGGUUUCGUGGCCAUGCUUGACCCUCCUCGUGAGGAGGUUCCUGGUUCCAUUCGUCAGUGCAAGGAGGCCGGUAUCCGCGUUAUCGUUAUCACUGGUGACAACCGCAACACCGCUGAAAGCAUUUGCAGACAGAUUGGUGUUUUCGGCCACGAUGAAGAUCUCACUGGUAAAAGCUACACUGGCCGCGAAUUCGACAACCUGAGCCCCAGCGAGCAGCUUGAAGCCGCUAAGCGCGCGUCUCUCUUCUCCCGUGUUGAACCCGGCCACAAGUCUCGUCUCGUUGACCUCCUCCAGUCCAUGGGUGAAGUUGUUGCCAUGACUGGUGAUGGUGUCAAUGAUGCUCCUGCUCUCAAGAAGGCCGAUAUUGGUGUUGCCAUGGGUUCUGGUACUGAUGUGUCCAAGCUUGCCGCCGACAUGGUUCUCGCCGACAGCAACUUUGCUACGAUCGAGGUUGCUAUUGAAGAGGGCCGUGCCAUUUACAACAACACCCAGCAGUUCAUCCGUUACCUCAUUUCUUCCAACAUUGGUGAGGUUGUAUCCAUCUUCUUGACGGCUGCCCUCGGCAUGCCUGAAGCCUUGAUUCCUGUCCAGCUCCUGUGGGUCAACCUCGUCACUGAUGGUCUCCCUGCUACCGCGUUGUCCUUCAACCCUCCUGAUCACGACAUCAUGAAGCGUCAGCCUCGCAAGCGUGACGAGAAGCUCAUUGGUGGCUGGCUCUUCUUCCGCUACCUCAUGAUUGGUACCUACGUCGGUCUCGCUACUGUUGCUGGCUACGCUUGGUGGUUCAUGUUCUACGAGAACGGUCCUCAAAUCACCUUCUCUCAGCUGUCUCGCUUCCACCACUGCUCUACUGAGUUCCCCCAGAUUGGCUGCCAGAUGUUCUCCAACGAUAUGGCUAAGUCCGCUUCCACGGUCUCCCUGUCUAUCCUGGUCGUCAUCGAGAUGUUCAACGCCAUGAACGCUCUAUCUUCCAGCGAAUCCCUCCUCACUCUCCCUCUUUGGGAAAACAUGAUGCUGGUUUACGCCAUUGCUCUGUCCAUGGCUCUUCACUUUGCUCUGCUCUACACUCCCGUUCUGCAAAGCCUGUUUGCCAUCCUUCCUCUGAACUGGAUUGAGUGGAAGGCCGUCAUCAUCAUUAGCGCCCCAGUUGUCGUCCUGGACGAGGUGCUCAAGCUGAUAGAACGCCAGUUCUUCAUGCAAAAGAUUUCAGAGGAUGCCCAGACCACAAAGAAGAAGAUUUAAAUAUCCUUAGCUUUUCAUGAUGGCCAUUUUUAUUUGAUUUAAGGAGCAGAAAAAUUCGGCGCAGUGUUUUUGCUGAAUGGGAGCACAUUGUACAAGUAGCUCAAUCUGGCAUAUCAAAUAUGCCGUAAGCAUUUGGAGAAAAUAAAAUAGAAUUGAAUGAAACUUUUACGUUAAUUACCCUUCUUCUCCGCCUUUACAAAUGGAUUAUGGUUUACAGUCACUGCAAUUGUGAGAAUGAAUAUUCAAAAAUGGCUAUUCAUACAGCUUAAAUGUAAGGACAAACCCCAUUCUUCUGGGAUUGUCCAUGCGGUGUUUUGUUUAUAUCAUUUGUAUCUCUUUCUUUCCUGCUCCCUUCGCCAGCUUAAUCUUGUCUUCCCUUCAGUAAUCUCUUUGUAAUCUUAUCCUUCUCGAUAAUGUAUACGUGUGCGCCCCAGCCGGACAAGGCAUCACGGUCAACGGCGUUGAGCAGGGCCUGGGAGAUUGUUUCGAAAAGAGCAUCGGGCUCCAUAUCAGGUUCCCAGAGACCUUCGCACAUACCGAAGAGCUGUUCCGAGGCUGUACCAGACACAAUAAAAUCCUUAGCAAAGUCGAUGCAACCAAUGCUAUCAAAGCCACAGAUGAAGGGCUUGGAUGUCUUAGGGUCCAGACCAGCAACGACAGGCGACACAAAGUAAGGGCCGAAGCGGCGUUCGUAGAGUGAUGACGAAACAAGGUUGGCAAAUGUCUUGGGAGCAAUCUGGCGCUCUUCGCGAAGGCGAUACAUGUUCACCUUGUAGCGGAAGAGGUCGGAGACUGUGUUGACGUCGGUGGCCAAGCCGGUCAGGCCAAGGAAGACGUCUCCGUACUGGAAGAUCUUGGGGAAGUUGUUGGAGACAGUAAGGGCCUGCAUACCGAGUCGGAGAUCGCAAG
Messenger RNA from [Torrubiella] hemipterigena, 4210 nucleotides. NCBI's taxonomy places the organism in Eukaryota, Fungi, Ascomycota, Sordariomycetes, Hypocreales, Clavicipitaceae. The record is from the annotation of a GenBank genome assembly.